Periophthalmus magnuspinnatus is the source of this 2378-nucleotide messenger RNA. RefSeq names its product lanosterol 14-alpha demethylase (gene cyp51a1). The transcript is spliced from 10 exons. The record is from RefSeq and is a predicted model, not a curated record. Gene Ontology annotation, molecular function: oxidoreductase activity, acting on paired donors, with incorporation or reduction of molecular oxygen; monooxygenase activity; iron ion binding. Lineage: Eukaryota; Metazoa; Chordata; Actinopteri; Gobiiformes; Gobiidae. Bases 146 to 1645 code for a protein of 499 amino acids.
AGGCGGGGGCGGGACUACUGCUGACAGGUAGAAUCUCGGAAGAUAAUACGCUCGGUUUUGUUGGAAAAAGUUGGCAGUGUGGCGAAAGUAGAGGACCGGGGAGUCUAUAAUUCACCAGUGUUAUAGAUUUCGCACAGGAGAAGCCAUGUCUGUCCAUUUAUAUAACAUGAGCACAAAAUUGCUCUCAGAAACUGUAGAAAAGAUGACCAAUAACGCAACCUCCGUACUGCUAGCUAUUUCUGUUAUUACAUUGACCCUGGGAUACAUCUCCAAAACUCUGCUCAAAAAGACUCCUGAUGCAGAUAAGAGAUAUCCACCUUAUAUCCCCUCUACGCUUCCAUUUUUGGGUCAUGCCAUUGCAUUCGGGAAAAGUCCAAUAGAAUUCCUUGAAAAUGCGUAUGAAAAGUAUGGACCUGUCUUCAGUUUUACUAUGGUGGGGAAAACCUUUACGUACCUGUUGGGAAGUGAGGCAGCUACACUCAUGUUCAACAGUAAGAAUGAGGACUUGAACGCCGAAGAUGUCUACUCCAAACUCACAACUCCAGUGUUCGGAAAAGGGGUCGCCUAUGAUGUCCCAAAUGCUUUGUUUUUGGAGCAGAAGAAGUUACUGAAAACAGGACUGAACAUUGCUCAUUUUAAACAACAUGUGAAGAUAAUAGAAGAAGAGACGAUCGAGUAUUUCAAGAGAUGGGGAGACAGCGGAGAAGGAAAUUUGUUCGAGGCCUUAUCUGAGCUGAUCAUCCUCACCGCCAGCAGCUGUCUCCAUGGUAAAGAAAUCCGCAGCAUGUUGGACGAAAAAGUGGCUCAGCUCUACGCUGACCUGGAUGGAGGGUUCAGUCACGCUGCCUGGCUCCUCCCCUCCUGGCUGCCCCUCCCCAGCUUCAGGAAACGAGACAGAGCACACAGAGAAAUCAAAAACAUUUUUUUCAAAGUGAUUCAGAAGCGGAGACAGUCAGAAGAGAAAGUGGACGACAUCCUGCAGACACUCAUAGACGCCACCUACAAAGAUGGGCGCCCCCUGACAGAUAAUGAAAUUGGAGGGAUGUUGAUAGGACUGCUGUUGGCUGGGCAGCACACCUCCUCCACCACCUCCUCCUGGAUGGGCUUCUUUUUGGCCCGGGACAAAUCUCUUCAGGACAAAUGCUUUGCUGAACAGAAGGUUGUGUGUGGAGAAGACCUGCCACCCCUAAACUUUGAUCAGCUGAAAGACCUCAGUUUGUUGGAGCGCUGUUUGAAAGAAACUCUGCGCCUUCGUCCUCCCAUUAUGACGAUGAUGCGGAUGGCUCGUUCUGUCCAGACAGCUGCAGGUUACACUAUCCCUGUGGGUCAUCAGGUCUGUGUUUCCCCAACUGUGAAUCAUCGUUUACAUGAUACUUGGGAAGAACGACUUGAAUUUAACCCUGAUCGCUACCUCAAUGACAACCCUGCUGCUGGGGAGAAGUUUGCCUAUGUCCCAUUUGGAGCUGGUCGUCAUAGAUGCAUUGGUGAAAACUUUGCCUACGUUCAAAUUAAAACAAUCUGGUCCACGAUGCUGCGGCUGUACGAGUUUGAUCUUGUCGACGGAUACUUUCCAACAAUCAACUACACAACAAUGAUCCACACGCCUCACAAUCCCAUCAUUAGAUACAAGAGGAGGAAACUCUGAGAGACACUGUUUCAAUCAAAAGAGAAAACGUACAACCUGUGUUGAAUAUAUGCACUUUGUUCAAAUGAAUGACUGCCCCAGCCUUAGACGUUGAGCUUUCAAAUUAAUGCUGUAAUACAUUUCUUAUAAGGGCCUUUUAAAGAACCCUCAUGUUGGAACAGAAAAUAGAAUAAGCAAUCACAAAAGGAUAUGAUAUUAUACUGAUGAUUUUUACAUAUUAAUUUGACAGUGGUCACCAUUUUAUAAUUAAAAGUGCACUAUGCAACUUUUGUGUUGAGGGUUUGCUAGCAAUUUUUUUCUCUGUAAAUGAUAUUGCUUUGCUUAGAAUAUUCCAUAGUAUGUCAUUAAAGUAAUAUUGCACUUUUCAGAUGUUUACCUUGAAAAACAUGUAUUCGAACUGAGGGUCAAUUCUCCACAGAGCUGACCUGUAACUUGGCCUGGUGACAUCACCCGCUUGUUUCCGCAGAAAUAACUUUAAUGCCAUACUGUGGAACUUUAUGACAAAGCAAUCUCUGGAAUGGAGUCAAAUGGGUAGCGUACACUCCACCAGAAAUGUUACAUAUUGCACCUUUUAAUAAUAUAAUUGUUAUAUUUUUAUUUUUUCUGAACAACACUGUUUUUGUAAAUUCACAUCUUAUUUUUGUAUUAUUGGAGUACUUUGUGUUUUGAAACGGUCAUAAUUAGGAGAUGUCUUGUUUCCAGAUGCAAAUAAACAAAUAUUCGAAAACCUUUU